UCACAACUGACCUGAGGGAUACUUGUCAACUGCACUGAUCUGCCAAUAUGCUGAGGUUUUUGAGGAUGAACCCCUCAAAAGCAGUUGCUUUCCUGGUGGCAACUGUUGUCCUGGCUGUGACUUUUCUCCAUAAAGAUACAGUACAUCAAGUAAUCAUGAGAGAUGAUGUCAUUCAAACAAAGCUGCCCCCCACGACUUCACCUUACAUUUAUUCCUGGCCAAAGUGUCAACAAAACAUGUCUGCUGCCAACAUCAUGAACUUCAGCUCUCUCCCUGGUCAUAUACAAGACUUUCUGUACUAUCGCCACUGUCGACAUUUCCCCAUGCUACUAGACAUUCCUGAUAAGUGUGGAGGACCCGACAGAUCUGCAGAAGUCUUUCUUCUACUGGUCAUUAAAAGCUCUCCUGUGAACUAUGACCGCCGAGAAGUACUGCGCAAAACUUGGGCUGAGGAGAGAUUACAUAAUGGUGUGUGGAUCCGAAGGCUCUUCAUCUCAGGAACAACAGGUGAUGGUUUUGAGAAAGAAAGACUGAACAAACUCCUUGAAAUGGAGCAACGUGAGAAUAAUGAUAUUCUCCAGUGGGACUUUAGUGACACAUUUUACAACCUCACCUUGAAGCAAAUACUCUUCCUCGAAUGGAUGGAAAGAAACUGUCCACAUGUUCACUUCCUGGUAAACGGUGAUGAUGAUGUCUUUGCCAACACAGACAACAUGGUUGAGUAUCUCCAACACUUUGAAAAAAAAGGUGGACAGAAGCACCUCUUUACUGGCCAUCUGAUCCAAUAUGUUGGCCCAAUUCGAUCCCCAUACAGUAAGUAUUAUAUUCCAGUUCAGGUACAGGAGUCAGACUCUUAUCCCCCUUACUGUGGUGGUGGGGGUUUCCUUUUAUCUGGUUACACAGCUUUGAUUAUAUACAAAAUGUCCCAAUCUAUCACUCUUCUUCCCAUUGAUGAUGUUUACAUGGGAAUAUGUCUGUCCAAAGCAGGACUUCAACCUGAGUCCCACGCUGGUGUGAGGUUAACAGGACUUUAUCUUUCUUCCAGCAAAGAUGAUGGCUAUGAUCCUUGCUUUUAUAGAGAAACUCUACUCGUUCACAGAUUCCUGUCAGGUAGCUUGUAUCUGAUGUGGCACCAGAUUCAUGACCCUAAUCUGAAAUGCUCUAGCAGUGACUAAAAAAAGCCAUGACUUUGGCGUUGCUCAUUUACGCCAAACAAAAAGCAACAUCCUGGCCUUUAAUGAUGCCUUUCAAGACUUAAAAUGUUUUUUUUUUUUCUUUUUUUUUUUUUUUUUGUUUAUGGUUACAAACCACCAGCUCUUAGUUCAGUGUUUUAAAUGUUUCUUUUUGGAGCUUUUGCAAUGAGGUUGUACUUAAUUGUAUUAUGUGGAAAGCUGUGCAAUAAUGUGUUAUACUCAAACUCUAGCUGAUUACAGUUCAUUAAUUACAGUGUGAUUAUAUGGUGUAUAAAGGGUUCAAAAUUUACUUUUUUCCCUCAUUUUUUCAAUGACUUUGUUUUAAGAUAUAAAACACUUGCUAUAUGGUAAAGUUUGCUGUUAGUAGGGAACAAAACAGGAUGCUAAUCCUGAAGAAGAAGGUAUAUCUUUAACUUUUUGGGCUGUGAUUUUGUGCACAUUUUGGAAUAGCAAAUACAUUUCUGGUGAGGACUAAUAUAGCUUGGGUUCCACAAGCAGAUGAUAUUACACAAGCACAGACUACCAAAUAUCCCCAAAUUUUAUACAGAACUUCAACAACAAAUGUAUUCAUCCAUUAUGAAACAGGCAAGCAAGGAUAAAAUUCACAACAAUAUAUUUAGUAAUCAGACUUUUAAAAGUCUGAGAUGUUUUUUAAACAAACAAAACUUGCUUCAUGGCAAAUCCCAAUAGUGUUGUCAGCAAGAUCUCUAUUCACCACUGGCAGAAAACUAAACAAUGACCAAACUUAAAAUGAUAAUAAAAAAAUAUAUAAAAUAAAUAAAACAUGGUGGGAAAUGCACUAUAACUUACUAGACUGAAUAUUUACUAAACUAUUGCUGAAUUUGUAGG
Molecule: messenger RNA, 2042 nt
Organism: Archocentrus centrarchus (flier cichlid)
Lineage: Eukaryota; Metazoa; Chordata; Actinopteri; Cichliformes; Cichlidae
Product: N-acetyllactosaminide beta-1,3-N-acetylglucosaminyltransferase 3-like
Exons: 2
Coding region: 48-1175 (375 amino acids)
Biological process (GO): protein O-linked glycosylation; poly-N-acetyllactosamine biosynthetic process
Cellular component (GO): Golgi membrane
Molecular function (GO): UDP-glycosyltransferase activity; hexosyltransferase activity
Source: RefSeq, a predicted model, not a curated record